This is a messenger RNA of Mya arenaria, 1903 nucleotides long. Its product is annotated as excitatory amino acid transporter 3-like. Lineage: Eukaryota; Metazoa; Mollusca; Bivalvia; Myida; Myidae. The coding region runs from base 107 to 1720 and encodes 537 amino acids. The transcript has 8 exons. Gene Ontology annotation, cellular component: plasma membrane. Gene Ontology annotation, molecular function: L-glutamate transmembrane transporter activity; glutamate:sodium symporter activity; neutral L-amino acid transmembrane transporter activity. The record is from RefSeq and is a predicted model, not a curated record. Gene Ontology annotation, biological process: L-glutamate transmembrane transport.
GAUGAAGGCAUGGGUUAAACUUAAUUAACUACACAAGGUUUAUGUCAACAAAACACUUAUUUAUUAACACAUGUGUACAUUUCUUGGUAAAUAUAAUUAAAACAAAAUGGAUAGGCAACCGCUCCUAGAGACUAGCACAGAAAAGCAAUCAACUGCAGGCCGCUGUGGAAAAUGUUUGCAAGUGUUGAGGAGACAGCUGCUGAUCGUGUGUCUCGUGCUGGCCCUUGUGCUUGGUGCCAGUGUCGGGGCAGCCCUCCGCUCCCUGGACCCACCGCUCUCAAGUCGCCAGAUAAUUUACCUUCGAUUUCCGGGCGACCUCUUGAUGAACAUGCUGAGUUUCCUUAUCGUGCCGCUCAUCGCUUCAAGCCUGGUCUCCGGCCUGGCAUCCCUGGACACACAGUCUUCGGGGAAAAUCGGAUUGCGUGCAGUCGUGUACUACCUUAUGACAACACUUGCAGCCGUGGUUCUCGGCAUUAUUCUGUGCGUGAGCAUCCAACCGGGGACCAGGGGCGGCGAACCGGAAGUUACGCCAGAGGACGACGUAACUGUGGUUAACACUGCGGACACGUUUCUGGAUUUAAUAAGACAGUGUUUUCCAGACAAUAUCGUGGAAAUGUGCUUUCGAAAGACGGUAACGGAGCAAGUUCUACGACCAAAUGGAACUAAUGUUUCCAUGACAACGGUACAAAACGACACUGGUGGUGAAACGGUACCGUCCGUGUACGAUCCCGUUCCGGUGAAGACAGAUGGGGUGAACGUACUAGGGUUGGUGGUCUUUUCCAUCCUGCUGGGGGUCGUCACCGGCCACCUCGGGGACCGGGGUCGCCCCAUCCUCAUCGCCGCCCAGGCCGUCUGUGACGCCACCAUGUGCCUCGUGCAGCUGGUUAUCUGGUAUUCUCCCGUGGGCAUCCUGUGCCUCAUAGCCGCCAAGCUCGUGGAGAUCGAGGAUUUGGCGCGGACCUUCCAGCAGCUAAGCUUCUACUUCCUCACGGUCACGGCCGGGCUGUUAGUUCAUGCGGGUGCCACCUUGCCGCUCAUAUAUCUCGCCGUGGUCCGUAAAAAUCCCUACCGAUACCUGCUUGGCGUUCUGGAGCCGCUCGUGACUGCGCUUGCUACCUCCUCUAGUUCUGCGACAAUGCCGGUGACGAUGCGAUGUCUGGAGGUAAACAACCACGUGGAUCCGCGUGUAGUGAAGUUCGUGAUUCCCGUCGGCGCAACCGUUAACAUGGACGGCACGGCGCUGUAUGAGGCAGUGGCUGCAAUCUUCAUUGGCCAGAUGCGGGGCUUCCACAUGGACAUCGGCCGCAUCGUCACCAUUAGCAUCACGGCGACGGCGGCUGCGAUCGGGGCGGCGGGCGUACCCCAGGCGGGUCUUGUUACUAUGGUUAUCGUGCUGUCGGCGGUCGGUUUCCCCGUGGACGACGUGGCGCUCAUCCUUGCUGUCGAUUGGCUGCUUGACCGGAUUCGGACGGCGGUAAACGUGCUGGGUGAUGCUUUCGGAGCCGGCAUCGUCCAUCAUCUGUCCAAAGCGGAACUGCGCAUUCUCGACCAGCAGAAUAUAGCACUUCCGGAGGAUGACGUCAUAAUCACGGUAGAACAUGAGCCACGGGAGUCGACGUCACUGUUGCAAGACGAUGAGCUCAAAAAUAAAUACAGUGCAACAAAAUGUCACGAUAAGAAAUUUGUAGACGUUAAUACAUUCAUUUCAACAAAACUUUGAGUUUGAGGACGGAUUUUGAAAAGCUUUCACCACUUUAUAUCCUGUCGGCCUGUCGUCAUUGUUACACACAAAUAUAGAUCUGCUACAGUGUCUUGCCUUCUGUAAACUUUUCAAGUAAAUGUUCUUAAAGCAAAGUCAUGUCUUAAACAGAAAAUAAUACCCUGCGAUAAAUUGUAAACGACG